CGUAAGGAGGAGACCAGGGCGCAUACUGCACGACGGGCGGCGGACAGGGCGGAGAGGGAGAUGAUGCGGGGAGAGGAGUUGUGGGGACCGUUCGAGGAGGUCGCUUCCACGGGCGGCACAGGAGCACGGGCGACGAGCCCCACUCCGACAAGGCGGGAGUUGUCCGUGCCACCACCUUCUGCUCCGAGUCCUGCACCGCCAUCGCCCAUCGCGCCAUAUGAGUCGACCAAGCCCCACUCCGACGAGGACAUGGAGGAGUUGGCGUCCUCUUUGCCUCAGCGCGGACUACUCCAAAGAGGCAGGGCAGUCCGACAGCUGAGGUUACGAUCACCUUCUCCGGGGGUCUUGCAGGAGGAGGGGGGACCGUCGGCAGCAGCAGUGGAGGGGGAGAUGGCAGUGGAGGGGGGAUUGGCGGACACGACGAUUGUAGGUGUGGUGGACCAGAUAGUUGUAGCAGCAGUGGCUUCAUUGCUAGAGGAGCUGGCAGCUUCAGUGUUGGCGGAGGAGGCACCAGCGCCAGGGGGAGCAGAUGCAGUGGAAGGGAAGGCGGGAGCAGCUGGAGGAGCAGCGGGAGAAGCAGCUGGAGGAGCAGCUGCACUGGAUGGGCUUAUGGCUGGAGCAGCAGGAGCAGCUGGAGGAGCAGAUGCAGUGGAGGGGGGAGUGCCAGGAGCAGUGGAGGAGGAGAUAGGGGCACAGGCGGAGGUGUCGCGUGGGGGCGGCGACGAGCGCCUCAUGCAGCAGUUCCUCACGGAGCAAUACGAUCCUGUCAUGGCGGGUAUGACUCCAGGUGUGGCGAGGGGGUUUUGGAUCUUGGAUUCGCAGAUGGGGGGCCACCUGGACUUAGAUAUGUCGAUGGGCCUUCCACCUAGUUGCGGCGGGGCGACAUCGACGGAUCGUGCUCCAUCGAGGGACGACGCGGCUGGAGAGAGUCACACGCAGCCCCAGAGAGAGACGACGACAGGGUCUCCGGAUGCGGCACGAGACAUCAUGGGGCGAGAGAGGGUUCGACUUAUGGCAUCGACUAACCCGCGUGCACAGGCGUUCACACGGGCGUUGGAGGAUGCGAGGCGUCGAGAGACAGGGAGGGAUUGUGUGGAGGGUGGGGGUGGGCGAGAGGUAGCGGAUGUUCAUGUGGAGGGCUUGCAACAGGCGGUGGAUGAGGCUAUGCAGGCAGGACGGCGGCAAGACGAGGGUGUGGGUGACGCACGAUGUGUGGUCCAGGAGACAGCGACAGGUCCAGUCGUUCCGUUCUCGGGCCUGCACUUGGCUCAGGGCCGACAGUCGCAGCCGGUGCCGGUGGCAGUGCAUGGUGUGCCGCCGCCCGUUAUCACGAAUUUGGGGUCCGAGCCGGUGGUUGCGCCACCGCGUCUUCCUAGUCACUUUGCUCCGCAGGAGGUCCGUCGUCCUUUGGAUGCAGACGAGUUGGCGAGAGAGGCUGUCCGCGAUGUGACUCGCUUGGACCGACGAAUCUUUGACCAGAGGCUACAGCAUCCAGCAUGGCAGGCGAUCCCUCCAGUUCCAUGGGGUCCUGCAUCGCCGGUGUGGUCUGGGUCUACCUCCACCGGAGCACGUACGGCGGGAGAUGUUCCAAGGGUUUCAAGUGGCGUCAUGGAGAUGGCGCCACGUACACGAGACAUGCCACCCCCUCCUCCUAAACCACCUGUAGGUGAUCCAUCAUCGUCGCCUACAGGCAGAGGCUCUCGAUCUCCACACACGCUUGGGAGGUCUAGGAUUCGGGACACUAUAGCCGAUGUGGGGGACCGAGGUCGCGGCAGAGGAGUGUCCGUCAAUAGCUUGGAGCACGCUCUGAGAGCAGCGACGCGUGCCGUACUUGAGCAGACUCCACGCAAGCGCGGAGUGCCUCCUCGUCCACGCCCCGUGCCCGCACAGGGAGGAGAUGCACUUGGAGAGACUUCGGGGGCAGAGAGGUUGGGGAUGCCUCGUGGAUCGCGUCGUGAGCAGACGGUUGCAGAGGCUAGUGCGAGGGUUGUUGUGUUGAGGAAGGCAGGAGCCCCUGACACCAUUGAGGAGGAUGAUCCUGAGACAGAUGUGGCAGUGCGGGAGGAGAACGAGGACUAUGAGGGCGAGGAGGAGGGAGAGGAGGAGAGCGAGAGAGGUUCAGAUGGUGACUACGACGGCGAUGAGCACGAGCCCCCACCUCCCCCAGCGAUGCGUGCAGCCAGACGGCGCGCUGCGUUGACUUCUUCAUCAGCACGAGGGAGGAGGAGUUCGACAUCCGGCACGCGAGGGGGUACGAGGAGACAGAGCGGGAAGGGGAAGAAGCGUCGUUGACUGAUGAGGCCAACACUCCUUUUUCCCCUGCUCGCACUGCG
Chara braunii is the source of this 2333-nucleotide messenger RNA. The record is from the annotation of a GenBank genome assembly. Lineage: Eukaryota; Viridiplantae; Streptophyta; Charophyceae; Charales; Characeae.